Messenger RNA from Chroicocephalus ridibundus (black-headed gull), 2010 nucleotides. It is a transcript of the gene SPACA9, whose product is annotated as sperm acrosome associated 9. The record is from RefSeq and is a predicted model, not a curated record. The coding region runs from base 102 to 833 and encodes 243 amino acids. The transcript is spliced from 4 exons. NCBI's taxonomy places the organism in Eukaryota, Metazoa, Chordata, Aves, Charadriiformes, Laridae. Gene Ontology annotation, cellular component: sperm flagellum; acrosomal vesicle; ciliary base.
UGCCAGGGAGACGGCGGCGCGGUUGCCGGGGCGGCCGGGAGAGCCCGGCUGGCCGCUGCCCGCACCGGCCCCUCUCGGCGGGGCUGCCGGAGGGAGAAAACAUGAAUGAGGCAAAGGAGGCUCUAAGAAACAUAGAGCAGAACUACAAGCUCUUCCUGCAGCAGCAGUUUACGUUUAUCGGAGCACUGCAGCACACCCGAGAGAAUGCACAUGACAUGAUCAGACCUGUGGCAAGCAUCAGCCAGGUACAGUCCUACAUGGACCAUCACUGUAACAAUUCCACGGACAGGCGCAUCCUCAGCAUGUUCCUAAACAUCUGUAACGAUCUAAGCAAGCUCUGCCACAAGCUGGAAACCGUGCAUUCUGGUAACAACAUAACCAACGGCAUUUUGGAGAGAUGCAAGAUGCUCCUUAGCCACAGCAACGAUCUGAGCGCCAUCCGAGCUAAAUACCCCCACGCUGUUGUGAAUCACCUGAGCUGUGAUGAAGCAAAGAAUCACUAUGGAGGCGUGGUGAGCCUCAUCCCCAUCGUUCUAGACUGCGUGAAGGAGUGGGUAGCCCACGCUGAGAAGCUGCCACGGCGCACGCUGUAUAAUGUGAGUGGUGGAAGUGCUGUCUCUGAGAAGAGGGCACCCCAGGAUGCAGCAGCUAGGGCAGCCAUUUCCCAAACACCACCUUCUGUGCACCUCGAGGCUCAGGUCUCAACUAGUAACAAAGAUAACGUGCAAGUGCAGGAGAGUGUGCAUGUCCGGAAGAGGAACCUAAAUGACACAGAAAAUCACAGCGGGAAACUUAAAGGUCCCUGGAAACCCCCAGGUAGACACGCCUUUUAAAGGAUCAAGGUUCACGCAUCUUCUGCUUACCAUCUUUAAUCAGGUGCCCGAUUCAAGACAGUGAAAUGAAUACUAGAGAUUCUGCCUAUCCGAGUGUUUCUGAGGAGUUAGCUCUGUAAGCCAGCCCUGACCAGACACAUACUCUCCCUUGCUGAUGUUUCCACUCUCCUACUUAAAGUCGUACCCCAACAGAAGUAGCUGUAACGCUACAGCCGGUCCCUUUGACCAGCGCUGUGGUGAGAGCAGGGGACAGUCAGGAGCAAUCAGGUUCUAAUCGCUCAGAUAUGAAUCUUAGGCAAGCUGCUUGAAAUGGGAUUUCACACGUUCUCAUUUCUGAGGAGCACCCGCUCACUGGCUGAAGCCGGAGGUGUAAAGAACCUGCACGUCUGAAGGACAGGAUGCAGAGCAGCAAAAGCCUCUCGGUAUAGAUUCAGAUAUUUGUUUGAGGUUCGGUCUUGUCCCUGAAGUUCCCUCACCCCCAGUGAAAUUGCCUGGUUAUUUGGAUCAAAGAAUCAAAGUCUACAGGACACUAAUGAUAUCUCCCUUACGUGCCACUGGCUACGGGAAAGGUCAGUGCGCUUUAGCUGCACCGACCGCGCUCUGCUGCAUCCUCCUUGCAGGUUCUCACGCCAUCGCCAGAACACACCUCUCAGAACAUCUUCCCUUAAACGUUUGACUCCUCUGCUGCCAGAGCUAGAGAUGCAAAGGAGGACAAACUUCACUUUGCUCUUAGUUUGGUGUACAGACAAUAUCCCAACUUGAAUAAAACAGCCCUGUCCUCCCCAGAGCUCUGCAAAGCCAACAAAGUCAUUUCUCGUCGAUGUGAUUCAUGGGAAUCUGGCGGGAGCAGAGAGACCGAGAGCGCUGUGGCCAUUUUCAGACCAUUCCUUUUCAAGUUGCAAGUUAAAAUGUCUGUGCUUUCCCUUUUUUGAGAUGAGGAUCUGGCUUGCCUGGCUUUCAAGGAUGUUACGAGGCUUAGUUCAUUAAAACUGCAAGGUGUUUGAAACAGUCUCAUGCUGCUUUUAUACCAGCACUUUGCGAUUCCAGCACAGUGACUUUGGAUCAGGGCUGAGAACAGCUUUACUUCCAGUUUGCUUAGGGAGGGUCAGCAGAGUCCCAGCCCUCCCCAGUCCCUGGAGCUGGUGUGCGUUUUUGGUGGUGCUUCUAUUCAAGCACU